Molecule: messenger RNA, 5084 nt
Organism: Callorhinus ursinus (northern fur seal)
Lineage: Eukaryota; Metazoa; Chordata; Mammalia; Carnivora; Otariidae
Gene: FNBP1
Product: formin binding protein 1
Biological process (GO): endocytosis; signal transduction
Molecular function (GO): protein binding
Source: RefSeq, a predicted model, not a curated record
GGCUGGCGGGCGCUGCGGCGACCGCGGCGGCUGCUUCCUCGGGCCAUUUUGCUGAGGAGCGACGGGGAGGAGGAACUGCUGAGGAGACCCAAGGCGAGGAGCGGCGAGCCGGAGGAGGCGGCGGCCGCGCGCGCACCGGGCUUUCCUCGAUUGCGGGGAUCUCAAGGGGCGAAGGGAUCGCCGGGGAGGAGGACCGGAGAGCCGCGCCUGUCGCGCGGCGCGCCCCUUCCCGCCCCCUGCACCAUGAGCUGGGGCACCGAGCUCUGGGAUCAAUUUGACAACUUAGAAAAACACACACAGUGGGGAAUUGACAUUCUUGAGAAAUACAUCAAAUUUGUAAAGGAAAGGACAGAGAUCGAACUCAGCUAUGCAAAGCAACUCAGGAACCUCGCAAAGAAAUACCAACCUAAAAAGAACUCGAAGGAGGAAGAAGAAUACAGGUAUACGGCUUGUAAAGCUUUCCUUUCCACCCUGAAUGAAAUGAAUGAUUACGCUGGGCAGCAUGAAGUUAUCUCCGAGAACAUGACCUCGAACAUCACUGUGGAGUUAGCCCGCUACGUCCAGGAACUGAAGCAGGAGAGGAAAUCGUACUUCCACGACGGGCGGAAGGCCCAACAGCACAUAGAGAUCUGCUGGAAACAACUCGAAUCAAGUAAAAGACGAUUUGAACGGGACUGCAAAGAGGCGGACAGAGCGCAGCAGUACUUCGAGAAGAUGGAUGCAGACAUCAAUGUCACCAAAGCAGAUGUUGAAAAGGCGCGACAGCAAGCUCAAGUACGUCACCAAAUGGCAGAGGACAGCAAAGCAGAUUACUCAUCAAUUCUCCAGAAAUUCAACCACGAGCAGCAUGAAUAUUACCAUACUCACAUCCCCAACAUAUUUCAGAAAAUACAGGAGAUGGAGGAAAGGAGGAUAGUGCGAAUCGGGGACUCGAUGAAGACCUAUGCGGAGGUGGACCGGCAGGUGAUUCCGAUCAUUGGGAAAUGCUUGGAUGAAAUAGUAAAGGCAGCCGAAUCCAUCGAUCAGAAGAAUGAUUCCCAGCUGGUAAUAGAAGCUUAUAAGUCCGGGUUUGAGCCUCCCGGGGACAUUGAAUUUGAGGAUUACACUCAACCGAUGAAACGCACCGUGUCAGAUAACAGCCUUUCGAAUUCCCGAGGAGAAGGCAAACCAGAGCUCAAGUUUGGUGGCAAAUCCAAAGGAAAGUUAUGGCCUUUCAUCAAAAAAAAUAAGGGCGCCACGCCAGAGGAUUUCAGCAACCUCCCACCCGAGCAGAGAAGGAAAAAGCUGCAGCAGAAGGUCGAUGAAUUAAAUAAAGAAAUUCAAAAGGAGAUGGAUCAAAGAGAUGCCAUAACAAAAAUGAAAGAUGUUUACCUGAAGAAUCCUCAGAUGGGAGACCCAGCCAGUUUGGAUCACAAAUUAACCGAAGUCAGCCAAAAUAUAGAAAAACUGCGGCUAGAAUCCCAGAAAUUUGAGGCCUGGCUGGCGGAGGUGGAAGGCAGGCUGCCGGCACGCAGCGAGCAGGCCCGCCGGCAGAGUGGAAUGUUCGACGCCCAGAACCCAGCCACGGUCAACAACUGUGCCCAGGACCGCGAGAGCAGCCCGGAUGGCAGUUACACGGAGGAGCAGAGUCAGGAGGGUGAGGGGAAGGUGCUGGCCACGGACUUCGAUGACGAGUUUGAUGAGGAGGAGCCCCUGCCCGCCAUCGGGACCUGCAAAGCCCUCUACACAUUCGAAGGUCAGAAUGAAGGGACCAUCUCCGUGGUUGAAGGAGAAACUCUGUACGUGAUCGAGGAAGACAAAGGCGACGGGUGGACCCGCAUUCGGAGAAAUGAAGAUGAAGAGGGUUAUGUCCCCACUUCGUACGUCGAAGUCUAUUUGGACAAAAAUGCCAAAGGUGCUAAGACUUAUAUUUAAUACAACUUAAAAAAAAAAACUGUAAAAAAAAAAAAAUUGGAGUUGUCUCUCCCCACAACUAUGACUGUACCCAGCGGUUCUUCCAAAGCGUGGCUGGAGGACACUGGAGUGCGUGUUGUCACAUGGCCACGCGGUGGGCUUGUAGGCGUUCGACACCCGAAUUCCCUUGGCUAGUUUUGACUAUAAUCACAUUUCACUUGCUCAUGAAAUAUGACGCGGAAAGCUGCCAACUGCCAAUUUACAAUUCUGUCAUUUGAAAUCGGAUAAACAGUUCUUCUGGCAGUAUCUGUAGGUAUCCAAAAAAAAAAAAAAAAAGUUGCCUUCUAGCUUCUAAUCGCUAUUUCUGAAUUUAAAAGUCCACACACGUCAGAGGGGCGGGUAGGACUUCAGUUCUGUUUCUAUCUAGCAACUGCGGUAAAUGGAACCCCCUUAGAGUGUUACAUUUUGUAACUUAAUAACUUGAACUAUGCUAGUUUGUGUAAUCUUACAAUCACUUGCUUUGGAGGAAGUCAUAAAUAAAACCUCCCCCUCCUUGAGAAAAGAGUAAGACGCGGCCUAUGUUGGUGCUAAACGUGUGUAUUUUUCCUUAAACGUGUUUAAGAUCAUUGGUAGAUCACCGUGAGUAUCCUCUCCCCUGUGCAUGAUCCCAGACAACCCACUGAAAUCUGGAAAAGCUUGGUUAACAAUUAACCAGUUGACUUUUACAGGAGACCACUGAGCUCCCCGCUGCCACUGGGCUCCCCGCUGCCACUGACAGAGUCCAUCAGAUGCCCUGGCGCUGUUUCGAUCACUUACAAAAAACAGUAUGCUUCUUUUGGAGGUUUUGUGGCAAGUGGAGCUGUUUUCAGCUCACACUUCCCCACGUGGGGCUAUAAAUAGCAGCAGCUGCUUCUACACGCAGACCCCCGCCCCCCCAGCUCCUCACUUCGCGGAGGUGUUUUGGGUUUUUGGUUUUGUUUUGUUUUUCUUAAUCCUUGACAUCUUUUAAGACCCAAAAUAUGAAUUUACUGAAAAUCGUUUUAGAAUUGCUAGCUCGUUUUAUAUAAUGAACUAUAGCCAGACUAAAGUAUUUCACCAUCUUGAAAGGGAUCUGGGUCACAUGGGGUUUUGCAUUUUUAAACUGGCAACAUAGGUAGUGAAAUCGAUCACAUGCGUAGAGAUGGGUACCCAGCCCAAUGUGUGUGCCCAUUUCAAGAAUCUACCCUGAGGUCAUGGAGAACCAGCUAUGAAUGGCUCACAAUAAAGGUGUCAAGUUCCAAUUUACUUUUUAUUUGGCUUUGAGAAUUAUUUAUUCAUGUCCUUCCUACUUUUACAUAGGAAAUUAGCUCCUUGCUUUUACAUCGUGAGCUCCUUUUAUAAGCUCAAGUCGAUUUAAAGCUGAUUCUACCAAAAAAAAAAAAAAGCCGAUUUAAAAAUCAACAGCUGCUUAUCAUCGGGGUGUGGCACCUGGCCGGAGUUACAGGUGCUUGUUGUAGAAUCUAGCAGAAAGUUUGCUACACUCCCCAAGGACCACCAAAAUGGAAUUUAGUAAACGCUAAUGACAGCCUGAUUUUUAAAACACGUUUUAUUGUUAAAUGAUAGAUUGCCAGGAGGCUGUAAAGACAGUCCAGAGCCAUCCCGUGUACGCUUCAGCCGGUGUCCCCCCAGGGGUGACUUCGGACGUAAAUGGUAGAAUAAUGCCCAAAGCAGGAAACUGACGUCGGUCUGCCCGCUUUUUAAAAUAUUUUGUGAUUCAGAAUUAUUUUGCCUUGUUCUACCUUUGCUGAUGUAAUAUCGAUAAAGCCAUUCACCCUGGACCCCAGACCUCUCAGGAAAAUCAUUUCUGUUCCCCUUUUUAAAUAUUUACCGCAAGUAACUCGGCUGACCCUGAAACCACAGGGAUUCCUCUUCACGAGCUAGGGGAGGUUACAGCACUAGGCAUGGACCCAGGCGAACGGGGGACCUCAGAUAUUAAAAUCAGAGCUUUCUGUCCGAUGAUGGGACUCAUUUCCAGCCUGUGAACAGCUACAGGAAGCAAACCAAACACUGAAAAAGUCUUAAAAUGGCCGAGACAACGUGAGCCUCUGGAAGCCUCCCUUGGAAAGUAUGGCAUUCCAUGACGUUAUUGUGGGUUUAUUUAGGUUUUUGGUUUUUUUGUUUUUUUCUUAACGGUUGUGCAAAUUUGAUUCAGAAAAUGGCUCAGUUGGUUUAUGGGGGGCGGGGGGGGCGUGUGUGGGUUUGGGCGUGUAAUUGAAUGCUCAUGAUUUUAAAUUGUGUGCCUCAGGCCCUUAGCACAGGCAGCUGCGGAGGAAGGACAGAACAAGUGUGCCUUGGUGCCCGCCGGUCAGUGCACCGAGUGUUAGGAGAAGUCCUGAAACCAUUCCCAAAGAAUCAGAAUUCCCACUUCUGCCCAGAGUAUACUCUGGUUUUUGCUACCCUCCCCCCACCCCUGGUUAUCUGCUAAAAUGAAAGAACCCAAGUCUCGGCUUGCGGGUGAAGUUUUCUCCUUUUAUUUUAGAGACACAUUUAGAGGUUACUCGUGUAUGCGUCGAAGCCUGUCUUCCCCACCUGGUUUCUCAAUCUGCUCGGCACCCCCAAGAACACUGCCCCCCCAACCCCUCCCAGCCCGUGGGGAACUCAAACAGCUGUUCUGUGCCCGUGCACAUGUGUGUGUGUGUGUGUGUGUGUGUGUGUGUGUGUGUGUUGUCAGCUACAAUGUGACUAUUUAAUAAUUGCCAAAAUAUUUAGACUAGAGGAACGUCCAGUGGGUCGGUUGGAUUGUGACUGUCUUCUUUUAUGGUUCAGUUUGGUUUUUUAAAUUGCUUUCUGUUAAAUAUGUCCGUAAUCCCCCCACCCCCAUCUAUUUGUAUAUACUGCCAUUUGGAAACUAAAAGGUUGACUUGAAUUCGUUGUUUUAACGUUUGACUCUUUUGUCUGUUUGUUUUAUUGGUGCUUCUGCUGCCUAAUGACCGUUUUUGUUUUUGUACCCGCUGGGGAAGCCGGAAGGACUAGGUCCCCUGCCGGCCACUCCAGACUUGCGUUUAUUGUAGACACUUGUGUUCUGAGUAAGUUUUGUUCCAGUACGGCCAACACGAUUGCCUCUCUCUUCUCACCCUGAAAGGAAAGAACCUGUCUGGCUCCUCUUAAGUUGUACCCUCAUAUCUGCCUCUCUAAUAAACGUAUUUUUCUCA